GGGAGAUUUUUUCCGAAAUCCACAGACAGUUAGGUGAACUAGAAGUCAUGCGUUACUCAAUUCUGUUCUUCGCGGCGGUUUUCGCCUUCGCGGCUGCUGAAUAUCAAUCAUACGAUGGAUAUCAAGUUGUGACCAUUAAAGUGGACGAUCUGAAGAAACUGGAUCUUCUGUUCCAAUGGCAAGAGCAGGGAAUCGACUUCUGGGAUGACAUCAACUCAGUCGGCCGUCCAAUGAGAGUCAUGAUUCCUCCAGCUCUUCUCGAAGAGUUUCCCGCCUUCCUCAGAAACAACGAGAUUUCCUACGAGCUGACAAUUCCUAAUGUCGAAACUGUUCUCGCCGAGGAGCGCAGAGUUAAUAUCGAAAGUAGGGCUCGCGCUAUGCUGAAAAGGAGCAUUUCACCACGAGCGACUGCCGACUUCAGUUAUUACUGGCAACCUGCUGAAAUUAAUCAGUAUCUGAGCGAUCUGGCCGCCGAAUAUCCCAAUUUAGUAACUCUUGAAUCGGCUGGACAGAGUUACGAAGGCCGCGACAUCCCAGUGGUCAGAAUUUCGAACACAAACUUCGAUGGAACCAAACCUAAGAUCUUCAUUGAUGCCGGAAUUCACGCCCGCGAGUGGAUCGCUCCGAUGGCUGCGCUUAAUCUUAUCCACGAACUUGUGGAGCAUUCGGCUGAUCAUGCGGAUUUCCUUGCCUGCGAUUGGAUCGUCAUUCCUAGCGUGAAUCCGGAUGGAUAUCAAUUUACUCACGACAGCAACCGCAUGUGGAGGAAGACUCGCUCACACAAUGCUGGAAGCACUUGCCGAGGAGUCGAUGGCAACAGGAAUUACAGAUAUUUCUGGGGUUUCGGAACCGGAAUCAGUACUAAUCCCUGCUCUGAUGUGUUCCUUGGACGUCAGCCUCUCUCUGAGCCUGAGACUCAGGCUGUGGCAAAUGAGUUGGCUAGAGAUGCUGCUGGCAUUCGCUUGUAUCUCAGCUUCCACUCUUACGGAGACUGGCUUCUGUUUCCUUGGGGAUACGAUCGUGUUUAUCACGACAAUCACGAUCAGCUUGAUCUCGUGGGACAGCAAGUUGCUGCUGCCAUUAAUACCGCUCACGGAAGGACUUACACUGUUGGCAAUUCCGCCAUCCUUCUCUAUCCAGCUGCUGGAGCCAGUGAUGACUACGCAGCUGGUGAGCACAACAUCCCGCUUUCCUACACUGUUGAACUGACUGGCGGCGGAAGUCAAGGAUUCGAUCUGCCUCCGGCUCAAAUUGUUCAAAUCACCGGAGAGAUCUUCACUGGUCUUCGCGCCUAUGCUCAAUAUGUUGCUGCCAAUUUCUAAAUUCUGGAAAAAUAAACUGAUGUUUUAUAUCA
This is a messenger RNA of Phlebotomus argentipes, 1354 nucleotides long. Its product is annotated as carboxypeptidase B-like. Gene Ontology annotation, molecular function: zinc ion binding; metallocarboxypeptidase activity. Gene Ontology annotation, biological process: proteolysis. The transcript has 5 exons. NCBI's taxonomy places the organism in Eukaryota, Metazoa, Arthropoda, Insecta, Diptera, Psychodidae. The record is from RefSeq and is a predicted model, not a curated record. The coding region runs from base 48 to 1322 and encodes 424 amino acids.